AUGUUGCUGGUGCCGGCGGCCCAGUUCGUCAUGGGCGCUUGUGCCAGCAGAUGCAGUGCCCUCGUCGACUCGCUGGACCUCGAGGACACCACUGUCUGGUUCUCCAGUCACGUCGCUGCCGGCACGAACCUUACGUUCCCGGGGAACCAUCCGACCUGUACCCGCGCCAGCCAGGUUGUUGACGUUGACAUCUGCCGUGUCUCCAUGCUCACGACCACUGGACCGACGAGUAACACGAGCAUCGAGGUCUGGUUGCCAGCCAACUGGACUGGUCGCUUCCUGAGCACCGGCAAUGGUGGCACGGGCGGAUGUAUCCAGUAUGAGGACAUCAACUACGCCGUGUCGCGGGGCUUCGCCGCCGUCGGCACGAACAACGGCCACAACGGCACCAUUGGCGAACCCUUCCUCAACAACCCGGGCGUCAUUGAGGAUUUCGCCUACCGGGCCCUCCAUCUGGGUGUCGUUCUCGGCAAGCAGGGCUUCAAGGAGGCACAGGACUUCCCCGAAGACUUUGACGGCAUCGUUGCCGGUGCCCCCGCUUUCGCGUUCACAAACCUCACGUCGUGGAGCGGCAGCUUCUUCACCAAAACUGGGCCGCCAGGCUCCCCCACGUUCCUGACGACCGAGCAGUGGAAUGCCGUGUGGCAGAAUAUCCUGGUGCAAUGCGACGGCCUCGACGGCCAGGUUGACGGCAUUCUCGAGGAUCCGGACCUCUGCCAGUACCGGCCCGAGGCCCUUAUCUGCGGCGCCAACACGACGGGCACCUGCCUCACGGGCACCCAAGCGCAGACGGUGCGCGCCGUCUUCUCGGACCUGCACGGCAUCGACGGCUCCCUCGUCUAUCCGCGCAUGCAGCCGAGCCCGCAGCUGGGCCUGCUCCUCGGCGGCCGGCCCUUCCCCUACACGAACGACUGGUUCCGCAACGUCGUCUACAACGACAGCAACUGGGACGCGGCGACGCUGGGGCCGGCCGAUUACGCCGCGGCCGCCAAGCAGAACCCCUUCAACAUCGCCACGUGGGAGGGCGACCUGUCGGGCGUGCGCGACCGCGGCGCCCGCAUCCUGCACUACCACGGCCUCCAGGACCCCAUCAUCUCGAGCGACAACUCGGCGCGCUACUACAACCACGUCUCGCGCACCAUGGGCCUCACGUCGGCCGCGCUCGACGAGUUUUACCGCUACUUCCGCAUCUCGGGCCUGAACCACUGCGCCGGCGGGCCGGGCGCCACAUUCAUCGGCAACAGGGCCGUGGCCGUUGCUGGGGACGAGCCAGAGCGCAACGUGCUGUCGGCCAUUGUGCGGUGGGUCGAGGAGGACAUUGCGCCCGACCACAUCCUUGGCACGGCGUACAUCAACGGGACCAAGACUGCGGGCGUGAAUUUUGAGAGGAAGCACUGCAAGUACCCAGCGCGGAACGUGUACCGAUCUGGGGAUCCCAAGCUGGCGGACAGCUGGGCGUGUGUUUGA
Verticillium alfalfae VaMs.102 is the source of this 1467-nucleotide messenger RNA. Its product is annotated as feruloyl esterase B. The transcript is spliced from 2 exons. The coding region runs from base 1 to 1467 and encodes 488 amino acids. The record is from RefSeq and is a predicted model, not a curated record. NCBI's taxonomy places the organism in Eukaryota, Fungi, Ascomycota, Sordariomycetes, Glomerellales, Plectosphaerellaceae.